Messenger RNA from Mercenaria mercenaria, 1387 nucleotides. Its product is annotated as NF-kappa-B inhibitor alpha-like. The transcript has a single exon. Lineage: Eukaryota; Metazoa; Mollusca; Bivalvia; Venerida; Veneridae. The record is from RefSeq and is a predicted model, not a curated record. Gene Ontology annotation, molecular function: protein binding. Bases 119 to 796 code for a protein of 225 amino acids.
UUUAACGAAGACUUCUGGUAGAGGGUAGGUGUUUGAAAAUCGAUUUUUAAUUAGAAAAUAAAGGUAAAACAUUAUAGAAAAGACCCCCCCACCAUAUAAAGAGGGGUGUGUGUGUUGGAUGUUAAAAAUGGAACUAGUUAAUACGUUCCAUAGUUUACAUAUCGAAAAUGAUGCGGAUAAGGACGGAGAUACCAUUCUUCAUGUGGCAAUAAUAUGCUAUAUGAACGACCAUGCUCUGACACUCAUCGAUAAAAGCUGGUUGAAUAUUCAGAACUAUCUUCUUCAGACUCCGUUGCAUCUCGCUGUAUUAACUAGUCAGAUCAAUAUAGUUCGAGCUUUGCUGAGCAAAGGAGCUAUUGCGACUCUUCGCGACCACAAGGGAAAUACGCCUUUACAUAUCGCGUGUGAGAAAGGCGACAGGUAUUCCGUAGACGCUCUUGUUCGAUCUAUCAGUGACAUUUCGAUUCAAAAUUGCGAAGGGUUGACGUGUGUUCACGUGGCGUCCAUGCGAAGAGAAUUCUUCAUUUUAGGUCUUUUGUUUCGCAGAGGCGCCGACGUCAACAUUGGUAAAAGCGGAAGAACAGCGUUACAUUACGCCGUCGAGAAGAACAAUAUAGAAAUGGUUCGUUUCUUGCUGACGCAUCCGGAUAUUGAAGUAGAUCGCGAGACGUACAAAGGCGAAUCUGCGCUGUAUAUGGCAUUCUGGAGAAAUAAUCUGGGGAUCGUGAAGGAGUUAAUAGAGAAAGGAGCGUAUUUCGAUUACGGAUAUUUCGAGAAAGGUGUUAUGACAAACUGACAUACUCAAAGCCUGUAACAUUUCGAGGAAACAAUGGAAAAUAGUCGGUAGCGGAGGAUGUUUGAGCUCGGCGUAUCGAGUAUGAGUCUUACCUACAUGACCUUGGAUUAAUGUGACUUUGUUUCUAACAUUCUCGCAAACAGUCCAUGUUCAACUAAUUCUGUCAAACAGUCCACUAAAUCGCAACGAUUUACUCUCAAAGCAUCUUUAUGUUUGGCGUCCAUGAUUUCAAAAUAAAACAAGAGCACCGCCUUGCGGGUGCUGACGCUCAUCUGAUUUUUUUUUGUGUAAUAGAAAUAUUGUCCUACCCAUGAUUUUCUAAGUCUAAAAAGGGCCAUCAUUCUUGCAAAAAGCAGGAUAGAGUUAUGUUUCUUGAUGUACAGUGUCCACUUAUGAUGGUGAAAAACUGUUGCAAGUUUUAAAGCAAUAGCUUUGAUAGUUUAUGAGAAAAGUUGACUUAAACAUAAUACUCAACCAAGAAAAUAACAAAUGACAAAGGGGCAAUAAUUAUUGCAAAAAGCAGGAUGGAGUUAUGUUGCUUGCUGUACAGGGUCAGCUUAUGAUGGUGAACAAGUGUUGCAAGUUUCAAAG